Messenger RNA from Purpureocillium takamizusanense, 2844 nucleotides. RefSeq lists its product as uncharacterized. Gene Ontology annotation, cellular component: fungal-type vacuole membrane. NCBI's taxonomy places the organism in Eukaryota, Fungi, Ascomycota, Sordariomycetes, Hypocreales, Ophiocordycipitaceae. The transcript is spliced from 4 exons. The coding region runs from base 991 to 2424 and encodes 477 amino acids. The record is from RefSeq and is a predicted model, not a curated record. Gene Ontology annotation, biological process: calcium ion transmembrane transport; intracellular calcium ion homeostasis. Gene Ontology annotation, molecular function: calcium:proton antiporter activity.
CGGGCGUCUUCUCUCACCCAUCUCCCCCCCUCCAAUGCCUGCCUGACCUGACCUGACCUGACCUCAUUCAUGUCCGUCUUCACUCUGCAUCGACUCCGCCGCCACGUCUGGCUGGGGCUGGCCUUCAACGCACGCCAAUGCCAACACCAACACCAACACCACACGGCCCCGGCCGGCCUCACCGACCCGCCAGUCCUCCAGCUCUUGCUUGAAAUUGGGAGCUGCCAAGGUACCAACUAAGCAAGCCAUGCAGCCAGCAGGGGCCCGCGGAUCCUCCCGAUACGUACCACACCUACUUCUGCAAGAUGUGACAGCUCGGAUGGCCACCCAACUUGCCAACCCAACGGAUAUCGUCAAUGGACUCGGCUGCAGCGCUUGCCAGCAUGCUGUACUUCGUACCUAUCCUCGACCGACGUCCACACAUACAUAUAGGCAUACUAAUGUACUUAGGCAGCCCUCCUUCCCUCCGGUACGCUAGACAUGGACUCUAAAAAUGUGACACAUGCGCGCCUCAGCAGACCACCGUUUCUGCUUCAUCUUGCACACGCCGUGAGGUGGUCCGGGUCGAAUUCGUCGUCAUCGUCGUCGUCGUCGUCGUUGUCGCCGCGUCGUCUCCGCCAUCUUCAACGGUGCCCCUUCCUCCUCACUCGUCUCUGUCCCUGUCCCUGUCUCCAUCCUUGCCCCUGUCCCUGUCCUCAGCCCUAGUCCAAUAGGUACGCUCAGCACGCCCAAUCCGUAAUUGCUGCUGCUGCUGCUACUGCUGCUGCGCCCCGGCCUGCCUCCCUCCUCCCUCGCCUGGCUGUCGACGGGACCGGCCCGCACCAGACCAGACAAAACGAGCGACAAGUCUUCACUCCGAGAGCAGCGACCGCAACAAGGUGGCUGUCGAGCCUGAUUUACUGCUUUUACAGCAAACCCACGACACUGCACAGCACAAACGCCACGCGGGAAGCCUGAACUGCAUCUCAAUCUUACAGCCGUCUGGCCAUCAUGGCAGCCGGCCUCCCGCCGCCUUCGCCUAGUCGCAGCCGCAGUGGCAGGUCGCGUCUACAGCGAGACGAUGACAUCCUGACGGCUCGUCGCGCUGUCACUCUCCCCGCGCCCACUACCUUCAACGAAUACAAGGUCAACAGGCCCCGCGAUGGCGUCGACAAGAAGCCCGCUAUGCUCCGCGUGAAGCCUGCUGGCGAGAGUGGGCGGUGCGGCUUCCAUCCCUGGCACUUCAUCCGCAUCGGCUUCCGGUCAGCCAGCAAGGCCAGUGCUGUUUGCAAUAUCCUCUGGCCCGUCGUCCCUGCCGCUCUGGCUGUGAGAUAUACCCUAUCAGACCGACACAUUCUCACCUUCAUCCUCGCCUACAUCGCCAUGGUUCCUUGCGCCAACCUCAUUGGCUUCGCAGGCCAGGAGUUUGCCCGAAAAGUGCCCCAUGUUGCCGGCGUACUCGUCGAGACUACUUGCGGAUCUGUCGUCGAGAUCAUCCUCUUCAUGGUUCUGCUUCGCUCCGACCUCUUUUACGUCAUCAAGGCCGCUAUUCUUGGCUCCAUUCUCGCCACUAUGCUCCUCUGCCUUGGUCUCUGCUUCUUUGUCGGAGGCUUACGCCGCGAAGAGCAGACCUUCAGUGAUGCCAUCAGUGAAGCCGGAAGUGGCUUGCUGCUCACUGCCGGGGUUGUGCUCGGUGUCCCUACCUUCUUCCGCGUCAGCAUGACCGUCGAACCGACCCAGGCUGGGCUGGUGCCCGAUCAACGAGUUCUCGGCAUCUCUCGUUACAUCUCAAUCCUGCUCAUCAUUUCGUAUUGCGUCUUCGUCUUCUUCCAAGCGCGCACGCACCACGGAAUCUACGAUGCCGUGUUCGAACACGAUGAACACCAUGAUCGCGACAAGCAUAAGGAUCACGACAAGGACAAACUCACCCUGACGGAGUGCAUGAUUGCCCUCGCCAUCUCAAUCGCUCUGGCCACGCUCAUUGCCAUCAUACUCAUCCAACAGAUCGAGUUCAUUAUCGAGGAUGGCCACGUUUCGGAUGCCUUCAUGGGCCUAAUUCUCGUCCCGCUUGUUGAGAAGUUCGCCGAGCACCUGACGGCUAUCGAUGAGGCGUGGGACAACCAGACCAACUUUGCGCUUUCGCAUGUGUUGGGCGCCACGCUGCAGACAGCUCUUUUCAAUGCACCUCUCACCGUCAUUGUGGGCUGGGGAUUGAACAAGGGCAUGAAUCUUGACUUUGAUCUCUUCAACCUCAUCAUGCUGAUUCUGGCCAUCCUUACUGUCGGCCGUUUCCUGCAGGACCAGAAGAGCAACUACUUGGAGGGCUUCCUGCUAGUCAUACUCUAUGUUGCCAUUGCCGUCUCGGCGUUCCACACUCCGGACCCGCCGGGGCAUGGCAGCAACGCAGGGCACAGCGGCGGCGAGAGUGCCGAGGGGGGCCAUUAACGUGACUACGUAGACGACUCGCGGGGGAGGAGCCAUGUCAGUAAAGCGUCGGCUGGUGUAGAACGCUUUGGAAUUGCAUGAAUGUAGAGCAUAUGACUGAUAGCGCCUCGCAAAGGGUAUACACGGCAUCUUCAUGUUGGGAUAGGCAGCGCGGGGCCCGGCGUCACACUAGGGUACGGGCUGGAUGGAGUUGAUUCUACACUUGGGUGGGAGCAAAAUGGAUGCUGAGCAAGGUCAUACUGAAAUAGAUGCAUAGUAUGAUUGUGGCGAGGAUUGAUUCCUAGCCCGCUGGGCGAUGGGGAUUCCCCCACCGUGUCAUUCUUUUCGUUACGCCGUGCAAUGUGUAUCCAAUGUGGUGUGCUCCGGCACCCGCUUCCUUUUCCCUCGCUUUCGUUAUUCAAGAUGAUGGUCAUGUGGGGG